Molecule: messenger RNA, 1345 nt
Organism: Orbicella faveolata
Lineage: Eukaryota; Metazoa; Cnidaria; Anthozoa; Scleractinia; Merulinidae
Product: nucleobindin-2-like
Cellular component (GO): extracellular exosome; endoplasmic reticulum-Golgi intermediate compartment
Molecular function (GO): calcium ion binding
Source: RefSeq, a predicted model, not a curated record
CGGUUAUCCCCAGUUGAAUUGAGUUUUUGUGUCUAGAAGUGUUUGUAGAGUCGUCCGAUCUCCGUAGAAAAGGUACAAGAACCAAAGAUACGUUUGAUUUCUGGGCCAAACUUUCCGAAAUGUGGCAGAAGUACGGCCUUCUUUGUUGCUUUGUGAUCGCGUUCGCUGUUCUUUGCGUGGCUCCUCCAGUUCGGAAAGACAGAAAGAAGGCAGACAACGAAUCGGAAGGGAAAGGCGAUCCAGAGUAUGCUAGAUAUCUGAAACAAGUGAUUGAAAUUUUAGAAAAUGAUGAUGACUACGUCAAAAGAUUACUAAACGCUUCUGACGAAGAACUAAGAACUGGGCGAGUGGCCGAUGACAUAGACCUUGUAAAACAUGAUGUAAGGACCAAGCUAGAUGAACUAAAACGACAGGAAGUGGAAAGACAACGAAUGAUACGACGACAAAUGAACGAUCACUUGAAUGGGCUGAAGGAAAGGGAGUAUUGGAAUCCGCUGUUUGAUGACGAUAAUCCCAAUUUCUUUGGGCCUGAGGAUUUUAAAAAGCUACUGAGGAAGCACCAUGAAGAGAUGGAUAAGCAAGAUAACGAACGAAGACAAGAGUUUAAGAAGCAUGAGAUGGAGAAAGAACACAAAAGAAAGGAACAUCUGAAAGAGAUGGAUGAAAAGGCUCGCAAGGAAGAAGAGCUGAAAUUUGAGGCAUUGAGACAGAAACAUCUGAAUGCAUCAAAGAAUCUUCAUCAUCCAGGGAGUAAAGCUCAACUGGAACAAGUGUGGGAAGAAACUGAUGGCCUAGAUGCAAACGAUUUUGAACCAAGAACUUUUUUCAAGCUUCAUGAUACAAAUGGAGAUGACUACUUAGACACGGGGGAAUUAGAAGCUCUUUUUGUUAAGGAAGUAAGUGUACAUGUAAUCUACAAACCUGAUGCAUAUACACUGUAAAUUCUGAGAUGCUAUAGCAGUAAGAAGUAAUACAACAUAUUGCCUACUGGGUUCUUACAGGUUUGGUAGCUCUCUAAAGCAUAGAUGUUAGUAAAAUAAUGUACAUGCAGUGCUGACAGUUUUCCCUCCUGAAAUCUGUCUUUAAAGUUCGUGCUUGAGCCUUACUCAUGCAAGUUAGUUGAGUUAAUCCUGCUUACGGCAAUUCUUAACAUUUACACAAGUUUAGUUUUGGUAGAUGUCAAUUAUCUUCGCCCCUCUGCUGAAUGAAAUCUCAAGAAAAUUUCUAAAUGUGUUUGCAGGUGACAUUCACAGCAGAAUGUUAAACAAAACAUUGAGUUUUGUAGAUAUCAAUCUUCUGUCUUUCUGCUGAAUGACAUAAUAAUUUUAUGAAAUAGCAACAACCA